AUGGAAUAUAUUAUACAGUCAGUAAGAGAUUUUCGAUUGACAACUUCAGAGGUAAUUGUUUACCAGGCAAUUGUUUGUUUUGUUAUCAUUUGGUGUCAAUUUAAAUGGAUCCGUCGGAAUUUUGAAAGCGUGGCCGCAAAAAUGAAAGGACCUAAAGGAUAUCCAUUAAUUGGCUCAUCAUUCGACUUCAUUGGAACACCCGAACAGGUUAUGGAAAAAAUACUUAAAAUAGACGAUAAAUACAGUCCAGGACCCAUUAAAAUAUGGGUUGGCCCAUAUUUUGGAGUUAUUGUUAUCAAACCAGAGGACGUGCAAGCUGUAUUGAAUAAUUCAAAGGCUCUGCAGAAAGAUCGUUUUUACGAUUUCAUUAAGAAUAUUUUCGGAGAAGGGUUGUUAACUGCCCCUGUUCAUAAAUGGCGAAAACAUCGUCGUCUCAUUACACCCUCGUUCAACGCCACUCUUCUAAAUCAGUUUUUCCCUGUAUUUAACGAGAAAAACAAAAUUCUCAUUAGGAAUCUUAAGAAAGAAUUAUUUAAAACGACACCAUUUGAUCUCUGGGACUACAUCGCACCAACAACUCUAAAUUUAAUUUGUCAAACCGCAAUGGGCUAUAAUCUUGACACUCAAUCAGAAUAUGGAACUGAAUUUGAGAACGCAAUGAUAAAAGCUUCAGAAUUGGAUUCCUUAAGGAUGAAAACCCCGUGGUUGUACUUCAGCUUUAUGUUUAAACUAUAUCUUAAACUUAAAGGACAUUCCGAUGUAUUUAAUACGUUAUACAAAUUACCAUUAAAAAUGAUCCAGGAAAAAAAAGAAGCCUUUGCACAGAGGAAAAUAUUGAACAAACCAAGUGCGGUUGAUGUUACAGACAAUGAAAGAAACAAAUUAAAAGUAUUUUUGGACACAUUAUUUGAAUUGAACGAAGCUGGAGCUAACUUCUCUGAUGAUGAUAUUAAGGAUGAAGUUGUGACCAUGAUGAUCGGCGGUAGUGAAACCAGUGCUAUUACAAUCUGCUUUAGUCUUUUAAUGUUGGCCAUUCACCCAGAUAUCCAAGAUAAAGUUUACGACGAGAUUUAUGAAGUAUUUCAUGAUGCCGAUGAAACAAUUACUUUAGAAGACACUAGUAAACUUGUAUAUUUGGAACAAGUGUUAAAGGAAACCCUUCGAUUAUUCCCUGUAUUACCUUUGGUAUUUCGAAAACUUCAAGACGAUGUUAAAAUUGCUUCAGACGAUCUCGUACUACCAAAAGGAACGACGUGUAUCAUUUCUAUUUUAGGCACUCAUCAUUUUUCUGAAUCGUAUCCAAACCCUUGGACAUUUAAUCCAGAAAAUUUCAAUCCUGAAAAUAUUGCUAAUCGCCAUAAGUAUAGCUUUAUAGCUUUUAGCGGUGGUCCAAGAGGUUGCAUAGGAUCUAAGUAUGCAAUGAUGUCAAUGAAAGUUGCGAUGUCUACUUUCUUGCGGAACUACAGCGUACAUACACACUACACAUUCGAUGAUAUCAAAUUAAAAAUAGAUUUAUUAUUGAGAAGUGCUAAUGGAUAUCCCGUCACCAUCCAACUAAGGGAUAGAAGACCUACAUAUACGCGAGAUAAGAAAUUGUAG
Macrosiphum euphorbiae (potato aphid) is the source of this 1599-nucleotide messenger RNA. NCBI's taxonomy places the organism in Eukaryota, Metazoa, Arthropoda, Insecta, Hemiptera, Aphididae. The record is from the annotation of a GenBank genome assembly.